This is a messenger RNA of Prorocentrum cordatum, 651 nucleotides long. NCBI's taxonomy places the organism in Eukaryota, Dinophyceae, Prorocentrales, Prorocentraceae. The record is from the annotation of a GenBank genome assembly.
AUGGCGCCAGGCUCGACGACGACGACCACGACGACCACGACCACCACCAGGCCGUACAUUCCGCCGAGCACGGCGCCGCCCGACACCACCACGACCACCGAGAAGACGACCGCCAGGCCGCCUCCGCCGCCGCCGCCGCCCCCGCCGCCCCCGCCGCCUCCGCCGCCUCCGCCCCCGCCCCCACCCACGACGACGGAGAAGAGGAUCGACUGCCAGCAGGGCGACGCCAUGAGUUGGGACAUCCCGAAGAAGGUCUUCUGCUGCCUACACGUGGGCAAGGGGUGCCCCACGACGCCGCCCGCGCCCAGCACCAUGCCCGCGCCAGUGCCAGUGGUCACCACCUCGCCCUGUCCGAUCGACUGCAACGCUGGUUACAACGACUUGGAUCCUUUGCAGUGGGUCCGCGGCUGGUCUGGCCAGAAGAAGCUGUACUGCUGCAGGACCGCGAACAAGGGCUGCCCCUCGGAGCUGCCUCCGCCCUCGGGGCUGCCGCCGUCCAACGCUCCGGCGGAGCCGGACAGGACCGUGUACGACUGCGACGCCGGCUACCACCACUGCAUGCAUUGCUUGGAGCUCUCGUGGUCGCCGAGGAAGAUCCAGUACUGCUGCGCAAACUUCCACAAGGGCUGCAGGGGCGAGGAGCCAGCGUGA